AUGUUUCGAUUCAGUUGUUUCAGUAACGUCAUCACCUGGUCGUCGAUUCUUCGAUGGUCAGAUCUGGAGGCUAUCGAGCUUAUGAGGGUUGGCGUAACUCUGAGGGUGAUCGAUGAUUCUCAUCGAAAAGUCGGAGGUUCAACCACCAUGGAAGAACAUGACAGUUUGACUUUCACAUCGGCUGUCAGCUGUAUGAACAUAGCGACCACGAAAACAUCGAGAGAAAAAACCGUAGAGUCGCUUUUGUCGCGGACGACAGCAGAUGACGUGCCCUCAAGCAUAGCAAACAACAAGUUCCGACAACGGUAUUUAAAACUUCUGUUCACGCUUGCUGAGCAAGGAGAAAACAAAAUUCGCGAAGACUCUGAGGAAGUAGCGGCGUUUCGGACUAGUCUUCGCGAAACUCGUCACAAACAAGUGAGGUGUGAACACUGA
Molecule: messenger RNA, 435 nt
Organism: Soboliphyme baturini
Lineage: Eukaryota; Metazoa; Nematoda; Enoplea; Dioctophymatida; Soboliphymatidae
Source: the annotation of a GenBank genome assembly